AAUAAGAACGGUCCACCCAUUCUGAUACACAGAUUUGGUUUACUUCUGUUCUGUGGACUUCUGUGUCUCCCUUUUUUUUCUUCCCCCUCGGAAAAAAAUUCAUCAAAUUUCAUCUGCAACUUUGCAUAGUUCAAUAUUAAUUUUCGAUAAAUUGACAGAUUAUCGGAGAAACUACAAUUAAUUUGUACUUGCAAUUGUCACCUGCAUGCAUGCUGCAUAGAUGAUCUUGAUAUCUUGAUAUUCCCCUGAUAUGAGACAAAGGUAAUGUUUUCUCACUCUGCAUGAAGAGAUAGAGAAGAUAAUUACCUUGUUUUCGAUUUCAUAUCUCGAAAAAUGCAGCAGUUUAGAUUCAUAUCCAUCAAUUCCUUAGCAAUCAUGAUGCUGGUGAUUUUUGCAUGCACGAUUUACUAUUUUUCGGGUUUUCUUGAUUUUCCAUCUGCAUAUUCUUCAAUUUCAUUGGUCCCGAAAUCUCGGUCUAGUUUGCUUGGUGCAUACAGAAAAUGGGAUUCUGAAGUUGGUUGUCAACAGUUUAGACAUAAAUAUAAAGGGUUGAUUAGAAGUAAUAACUCAGUUUCUGUUCAAGAUGCGUAUGGUGAGGUGAAAUGUAGUGUCUUGAAAAUGAAUCAUGUGGCAGUUUUGGUUAAAGGGAGGACUUGGUUACCUGACAAUUUGGAUAAUUUGUAUUCUUGUCGAUGCGGGUUGAGUUGUCUGUGGACAAAGUCUCCUGUUCUUGUCGAUAAACCUGAUGCCUUGUUGUUUGAAACCACCCUGCCGCCACUUCUGAGAAAAAAGGGGGAUCCACUUCGUGUUUACUUGGAUCUUGAACCUGGCAGAAGACGAUCAGCCGUAGAGGAUAUUUUCAUCAGCUACCAUGCCAGCGAUGAUAUCCAGGCAACUUAUGCUGGUGGCCUUUUUCAUAACAAUAGAAAUUAUAAAUUGUCUUCUACCAAGAACGAUGAUAUUCUUGUCUAUUGGUCAUCAUCACGCUGUGUCCCUAAAAGAAACAGGCUUGCGAAAAGUUUACUUAGUUUGCUUCCUCAUCACUCAUUUGGCAAGUGCUUGAACAAUGUUGGCGGAAGAAAUAAGGCUCUGUCACUCUAUCCAGAAUGUGUGAAGUUCAAACCCCCUAAAUGGUGGGAUCAUUUACAUUGUGCUAUGUCUCACUACAAGUUUGUUCUUUCAAUUGAAAACACAGAAACCGAGAGUUAUGUGACAGAAAAAUUGUUUUAUGCGUUAGACUCUGGAGCAGUUCCAAUAUAUUUUGGUGCUCCUAAUGUUUGGGACUUUGUACCUCCUCACUCAAUAAUAGAUGGAAAUAAAUUUAAGUCGGUGGAAGAUCUAGCUACUUAUGUGAAGGAUCUAGCUAAUGAUCCGAUCGCCUAUGCAGAAUAUCAUGCAUGGAGAAGGUGUGGUGUUCUGGGUAACUAUCAGAAGACUCGUGCUGCUAGCUUAGACACGUUACCGUGUAGGCUUUGUGAAGCUGUUAGUAAAAAGGGUGGAACCAAUGCAAAACCAUCUUGAAUACUUCACCAGUCUUGGAUGACAUUUUACAUCCUAAAGCUGCUGGUACAUUACAUAGUACAUAAUGCCAAAGAAAGUAGAGGCUGAAGGACGAAAAAGAGCCCCCAAGGGACACUUUGUGGUGUAUGUAGGAAGCGAAAUGACAAGGUUUGUCGUUCCUAUAUCAUACUUGAAGAACCCGUUACUCCAAGAGCUUCUGCAUAAGGCUGCUGAAGAUUAUGGCUAUGAUCACCAGUCUCCUAUUGUUCUUCCUUGCGAUGAAUCUUCCUUCCGGGGGCUCGUCUCCUCCUUGGCCAAGCGCUAGCAAGCUAGUGACCUGUGAUCUUUAUCUUUGUAAAUUUGAGCUAAAGUAGGAUCUGCAUGCUGCAGUUGAGCAGUUUUUCUGUCGAAUAUUGUAAGUAGUAUUGAUUGUUGAACCAAAGAAACAGCAUGUUCCUAUUCUUGUUAUCAGCAAAUCGGAAUUGUCAAAGAGAAAAACUGUAAAGCUGCGUGGAUAGAUGAAUAGAUGAUUGCAUACAAGCAUA
This is a messenger RNA of Daucus carota subsp. sativus, 2045 nucleotides long. RefSeq names its product alpha-(1,4)-fucosyltransferase. NCBI's taxonomy places the organism in Eukaryota, Viridiplantae, Streptophyta, Magnoliopsida, Apiales, Apiaceae. The transcript is spliced from 4 exons. Gene Ontology annotation, cellular component: membrane. The coding region runs from base 334 to 1521 and encodes 395 amino acids. Gene Ontology annotation, molecular function: alpha-(1->3)-fucosyltransferase activity. The record is from RefSeq and is a predicted model, not a curated record.